This is a messenger RNA of Melampsora larici-populina 98AG31, 366 nucleotides long. RefSeq lists its product as uncharacterized. NCBI's taxonomy places the organism in Eukaryota, Fungi, Basidiomycota, Pucciniomycetes, Pucciniales, Melampsoraceae. The record is from RefSeq and is a predicted model, not a curated record. Bases 1 to 366 code for a protein of 121 amino acids. The transcript has 3 exons.
AUGUCAACAUCAACACUAAAGACUUUAACUUGGUCAACACCUUUAUCUAGCUCAACUCAAACUUACACUUAUUUAGUGAAUGCACCUGAUUUCGAAACCGAUUCUAAAAGGUUAGAAUUAAGAUCUGAUCAUGUCAAUGGAGCAAAAGAAGGGCUUAAAACUGGUAGGAUUAUUAAUGCUGGUGCUAUGUUUGAAAAAGAUAAAGCUUUGAAUCCUAGUGAAAACAAAAUGAUUGGAUCUUGGUUACUGUGUAGAGCUGAAUCUAUUGAAGAAGUCGAAAUUAUGUGUAAGAAUGAUAUUUAUUAUCAAAAAGGAGCAUGGGAUCCGGAAAAACUUGAAAUCUGUUGUGUGGCUAAUCUUUUGUAA